GAACAUGGGAGGUUAUAUUAAAAAUAUUGGCAAUUACACAGACUAGUAAUGUGCUGAUAUGUUGUACAGAAAACAACAGGCAGCAACUAAAUAUUUAGGUCAGUCACACAUCAUAGUCUGUGUAAGUUAUAUUUAUGGUGGUUGUUGUUUUGAAGUGGAUGUCUUUUCCCCUCUGUGUAUACUGUGCAUGGAGGUGUCUGGAAAUCUGGAAUAUAUUGCAAGAUCCUCCCUCCCCCUUGGAAGCGACUUUGAAGCAGUCUGACUCCAGCUGCAGCCUAACGCUGAGAUUAAACCAUGUUAAUGUGAUAACUUGCUUCUCAGCUCGUCCAGAAAUAUCAGUCAGCAGCAAACCUCCUAGGACAGCGUGCAUGCUUUGAGUUAUUUUUUCCCCUUUGGUGCUGCAAAGAACAAUUCGACUUCACUGGAUUUAAGCAUUUCCUCCUCUAUUUGUGGACAGUUCAACAAUGCUUGUUUUAUAUUUCUUCUUUGUUUUACAUGUUCUGCAGUCAGUCAGGGCACAGCAGCUGCUUCAAGGAUCAUGCAGAUUUGAACAAGGCACUUGUGGAUAUAACUCGGAUCCUGAAUACUUGAAAUGGGUUAUUGAUGAAGAAGGGCAUUACAUUACUGCUGAUUCAGCCUUUGGAGGAGCAGGUCAGAGAGCUGUGCUGAUUAGUCCUGACCUGGAGCUGCUGGAGUGGAGCUGCAUCAGGCUGGUGUAUCAGAUCACUGGCUCGGGUUCUUUAAAAGUGUAUGUGAGGCCAGAGGGAGAGAGCUUCGACUACCUUUUGUGGUCGGCCCUGGAUCCCUCAGACAACUGGCUCAUUGCAAGUAUAGACCUGAGAAACACAACUAACAAAUACAAGAUUGUUUUUGUGGCUUCACCUGGGCAAAAACCAGCACAAAGCGUUGCAAUCUUUGAAAUACUUGUUGUUCCAGGAUACUGUGUUGAGUGUAACUUUGAAGAGCAUCAUCUAUGUGGAUAUAUGAACUACUGGAAUCCCAAUGUAAACUGGUACGUAGGUGGAAGUACUAUCCAAGAUGGCCAGUCAGAUCUGCCCGAUGAUCACACAAUGAACAAUGAGCGAGGUCACUACAUGUAUGUGGAUUCUGUCUACGCGAAACACUUUCAGGAGGUAGCUCAGCUCACAUCUCCAAUGACAACAACUACGAUAUCAGGAUGUUUAUCAUUCUACUACCAGCGUGACCAAGCGAAAGGCAACGUUUUCACAGUGUUUACCAGAGACAGAAUGGGCCAUUACGAGGAAAUCUGGAAACCUGACAUAUAUGCAAAGUUAAUGUGGAAAUUAGUAAAAGUGGAUAUAAAAGCCCCUCAUCCUUUGGCGGUUGUCUUUGAAGUUGCUUUCAACAGUGCUAAGGGAGGCUAUGUUGCGAUUGAUGAUAUUUCAUUCUCCCCAGAAUUCUGCAACACUGAGACAGAACCUUUCUUUGAUCCGUCUGUGGCAAACUGUGAUUUUGAAGAAGAUUUUUGUCAAUACUAUCAGGAGCAAACAGAAGGGUCUGUGUGGAACAGGGUUUCAGUGACGCCUAAUGUUUACAGAGUAGGAGAUCAUACAACAGGCUCAGGUUCAUUCUUGUUGGCUAACACCAGGCUUAUAUCUCGGCAAGGCUACGUUGGGCGCCUGUAUGGCCCCUACCUGCCAGGGUCAUUGAUGUACUGUCUGAGAUUUUACUAUGCCCUGCAUGGGUUCAUUAAAACAAACAGCACCCUGGCUGUUUAUAUCUAUGAUGAGAACAAUGUGGUCCAAGAGAAGGUCUGGACAGUCUCUGAAAGUCCAAUGGGCUCCUGGAUUCAGGUUGAAAUCAGUUAUCAAAAACCCAUGCCCACACAGGUAACAUCCUACAAUAAUAGUGUAACACUGUGGGACUGUUUAAUAACCUUGUAUCACAGAUUAACCUAUCCUUUUACAGAUCGGUUUUCCUGCCCUCCCGGUGAAUGCGACUUUGAAGUGGAUAACUGUGGCUACAUACAGGAUGAGAAAGACAGUAGUAACUGGAUACGAAAAAGAGGUCAGACCCCAACAUCAUAUACUGGACCCAAUGGAGAUCAUACAACAGGGGUAGGGUACUACAUGUACAUUGAGGCUUCCCCUAUGAUCUCUGGACAUAAUGCUCGCUUACUGUCGAAUGAACUACGAGGCUUCUUGCAUCAGCAGUGCCUGGUGUUUUUCUAUAACAUGUAUGGUUCUGGGACUGGCCUGCUGAGCAUCUAUUUAAAGAAAGAAGGACAGAGAGAGGAGGUGUUGCUCUGGAGGCGCAGAGGAGAGCAGAGUAUCUCUUGGCUUAAAGGCUUGGUGGAGUACAAGUGUGAUAGGAACCAUCAGAUUGUCUUUGAAGGUGUCCGUGGAAACUCAAUAAGAAGUGAUAUUGCGAUAGAUGACAUUUUAUUUCAAAAAGGACCAUGUAAAGAAUUGGGAGAUUCUGGAUUCUCUGAAAAUUUCAACAAUAUUGAUUACUGAAAACAAUGGGAUAAUUUGUUAAAAAAUAAAAGGAAUGAUUUGUUGCCAUCUGCAUUAAAGCUGAACACAUAUUUUCGUUGACGAAUGUUGAAAACGAAUUUCUACUAUUGUGUUUUAAAAAAACAUGCAUAUAGAACUUAAUAAAUACAGUAUUAGCUUGGCUCCAAAUAACGCAGUUUGUUAGCAGUAGGAAAUCUAGACGUGCUGUGUACUAGUAUAUAACUCUUUACUGGCAACGCAGAUACAGGGUGACCACCCGUCCCUAAUUGGAUGGGACAAUCCCUACAUGUAAAGCUGAAGUCCUGGUCCCGGACAAAAUACCAGAAUUCGUACACACAGUGCAAUCUUACAGUUUAGCGCCACAGUCAAACCAUAGCAUAUCUGUUCGGAGCAAAGCCCCGCCCCUACCGUAUCAUUUUACAAUACCUUACACAGCCACAGAAUGAUUAACACAUUGGAUAGCCAAUCUAAGACAUAAAACUAUAUAAUCCCACUAUCACUUUUUACACAGACGUCACGUUCCCCAACAGCCUGACACUGAUCUGCAUUGGCAACAGCAAAUAAAAUGCAAUAUGCAGAAUAUUUUAAUUUCAGUGUUUUCUUUGUUUAUGCGAAAUGGCUGACUCUCAAUGUAGACGUGACACUGAGAGUAAUACGUCGGUAAAAGAAGGAGUACCCUAUAAGACGUACGCAUAGUUUGGCAGUAUCAUUACAUUUGUAUUUUGUAAUGCAAAUGCGAAUUUUCAAUUUUCAAAAGAAAAAGUUCUAAGACUUUCUGGUGUUUAAAUGUGUUAUUUAUUUUAAAAUUGCAACUUGGUAGCAAAAUAAUAAAGGUGCUUGGAACAGUAAUUGUUUCUGAAGAGUCCUUUAUCAAAAUGCUAAAAAUCCCACAUAUUUCCUAAAGAGCAACUUCAAAGUGUUACACUUAUAACAACCAUCCAAA
Molecule: messenger RNA, 3420 nt
Organism: Polyodon spathula (Mississippi paddlefish)
Lineage: Eukaryota; Metazoa; Chordata; Actinopteri; Acipenseriformes; Polyodontidae
Product: MAM domain-containing protein 2-like
Exons: 14
Coding region: 465-2477 (670 amino acids)
Biological process (GO): nervous system development
Cellular component (GO): membrane
Source: RefSeq, a predicted model, not a curated record